UUUUAAAGACACCCCACUUCGCUUUUUGCUUAAUUCUAGCUCCACCCUGCCUCCUCCUUCUAAUCCUUUUUAGCUCAUCCCCAGAAAAAUAUCACGCUUUCUAUUCGUUCCUUGGGCCCCAAUCUCCAAGCUUCAUUUGAUACUCAGAAUCGGUUUUGCCAUCGGCGGUAGAAGCUCAGAGCUACUGCAGGUUCUUUAAUCAACUCCAUAAUUUUUUCGUGUGGAUUUUCUUUUACAUAACCCCGACUUCGAGCUUUUCUUCAUUAUUCAUACUGCAAAGUCGGCGAGUUUUUCCCUCUUGCAUGGUUCACUUGUACAUUUCACUAUUUUAAGACACAAUAGCUGUAGAUCUGUCACAUGGUCGCUGUAUCGUGGGAAAUGACGUUAUCAACACUGCUUCCUGUUUUGCACUGGUGGUGUAUUUAAUCCUAAUUCUUCGACUUUCAUCGAUGAUUGCUUUGUUUGAUGAUACUAAAAUACUCAAGUAUAGUAUGCCGUUUAAGGUCGUCGUAAUCACGGUCAUUUCAGCUUCAAACCAACAUACAUCAAAGUCUAACGUCUAUUUAAGGGUGAGUAGGCCACAGUGGUAUAUAUUGACAUGUUUUAAGAUGGAGCGGUUAAGACCAAGGGGAAGAGUAUGUGGGGGAUGUGCCCUGCCAAGAGAGGGUGGGCACGCCGGGCAGGAAUUGUUGCGUAAACCCUUCCUGCUGGCAAGGGGCAAGGCCACUUUCAACAAACAGUUGAGCUUGAACUCAAUUUAAGUUUUUAUCGUUCCCUUAAAGCUUGGCUUCAGUAUUUUUCUUUUUACUUAAAAAGAGUGUUAAAAAGGGAAAUUGAUAGAAUUUUGUGUUCCAUAUAGGCGUGAUUUAUGAAAGGAAGAUUAUAUAGCAUAUGAUGAAAUUUAAUGGUCAUAAGUUUUACUGUCCACAGUUAGAUUAGAUAUAGUUGUGAUGUGAAGUUGAUAUAGCUGUUGGUUUUACUCAGACAUAUGAGAGGAAAGAAAGCAAGGGAGAAACAAGUGUUAGAGCAUGAAGAUACUACAGGUUCAGGUUAUUAUCCGUCCAGGUUAUGAGGAGUAGAAGAGACUCAGAAUAGAUACGUGGGACAAAGGCCACUGGACUUGCACUCUUUUCAAAUUGUUAUUUUAGUGUAAGGUUCUUAUCAAAGACAUAACCAUCAGAUUUUGAGAUGGAAGGCUCUGACAGUUCCGAAUCAAUUCGUGACCAAGGGACUCAGGUGACGACUCCAUAUUAUACUCCAUAUCAACAGCCGGGAUUGCAGACAUCUGGCCUUCAACCAGUUAACAUAGACUUGUCUCUAAGCUCUGGAGGCAAUAACACUCUGACUUCUCAGAAGGAGGCCUCUGGAUCCCCAUCCUUAUCAUCCUCAUCGUUAUCCUCAGAAUCUGAAGGAAUGGAACUAACCAAAGAGACUAAUCUGAAAGAAGAAUUUCAUGGUCUAGAACAACAGAAUCACAUGGACCAUGAUAUAUUGCAGGCGAUAGAGAAUAUGAGCUAUGAAGAGUUACUUAGAAAAUUUAUUAAAAGUGCGGAGGAGCUGAGAAUUUCAAACUUGAAAAUUCAUAUCUCAGAAAAGGAGAUUAUCAAUUUAAAGAGUCAGAUUGAGAAGCACAAGGAUCAGCUUGAUCAUGUUCAGAAUGAAUUGAAAAUGAGGGAGGCUGACCUUGAAUAUGAAAGGGCACAGGUAAUAGAGUUGCGGAAACAAAAAGAUAAUUUGGAAACCCAUGUUCCAGACUGUUGCAACAAGAUAGCAAAAUUGGUGGAAGAGUUGGAGGUAGCUGGAGAACAGCUCAAAGCAUCAAAUGAUGAGGCUACAAGGUUAUGUAACGGUACUCUAGACUUGAAAGGUCGGCUUGAAGCAGCACAGGAAAAUAUAGCCACAUUAGAAGCCCAGCUUGAUUCCGGGAGAAAGAGAAUUCAAGAGCUAGAAGACAGAAUUAUAUGGCACAAAACUAAUGAAACUAAACAUGAACUCGAGAUGCAGAAGUUGAAGGCUGAAAUGCUAAAUGCCCGGGAGCAGAUCUCUCUAGAGAAAAAUCAGCUGCAGUCUGAUAUAGCAAUUUUGUCAGAAGAAAAGCUACAGAUGGACUAUAGACUCAGGGAAUUGGAAUCAAGAAGCAAUAUUGUAGAAAAUAAAUUGGAGGAGUGUGAAGCUGAAAAAUUGAAACUGAAAGAGAUGUAUGCUGCACGUCAGCUGAUAUUGGAAGGUGAAGUCGCUCGUUUGAAGGAAGAACUAGGUCAGAAGAGAUAUAAUAUAGAAACUUUGAAUAAGGAAUUCGACGGGCAAAAACAUAAGCAUGACAUGCUCAUGACGGAAAAAGAUGAGGCCAAUGCUAUGAUCCAUAAACUUGAGGCAGAGCUGAGCUACCGAGACAAUCAGAUUGAAAAUAAGGAGAGAGAGCUAAGCCAGCUACGCAUGCAACUGGCAGAGUUGAGUUCGGAAUCUGAAAUUAAAAUGAAUCAAGUAAAUGAGUUGAGACUGAAAGUGGAAGAGCUGGAAAAAGAGGUGGCUGGGCAAAACGCUGAGAUCUCAGAUAGGGCGGAGGAAAAGAGGGAGGCAAUACGGCAACUUUGCUUUUCGCUCGACCACUAUAGGAGCGGAUAUCAGGAACUUCUCCAAGCAUUUGUCGGACACAAGCGUCGUGCUGUUGUAGCCUCUUCCUAAGUCACAAUUAGUUAUGGUGUGUCAUCAUUUUCACUCGUCUCGUAGAUGCUGAAGCUUUUUACGUGUCAAUGGGAGCCCGACAUCACAUAAUGGUGUCUUGUUUCCUCUCCUAUAAAAACUAGUAGUAGAUCAAACACUUGUUACUGUUUCAGGGGUUUGUGUUUAGUUUUAUAUGGAUUCGAAUCUAGCUUUGGGAUCAAUUUUCCUCAAAUAAUACUUGGGGACCAGUAAGCUA
Prosopis cineraria is the source of this 2920-nucleotide messenger RNA. RefSeq names its product protein NETWORKED 4B-like. The coding region runs from base 1189 to 2685 and encodes 498 amino acids. The record is from RefSeq and is a predicted model, not a curated record. NCBI's taxonomy places the organism in Eukaryota, Viridiplantae, Streptophyta, Magnoliopsida, Fabales, Fabaceae. The transcript is spliced from 2 exons.